AUGUCGCUAAAUUUAAGUAAUAAUUUUACUGACGAUGGAAGUGAUUCAGAAGAGCCGUCACUUGUUCGUCAUAUUAAAUUUUUUCUAUUCUUGCCAAUUGAAAUCCCCUCAAUUAUAUGUGCACUCGGUAUUAUUUAUUAUUAUGUAACUCAACGUGAAUUACGUCGUUUAAAUAACCAUUCCAUUAUUUUUCUACUUAUUGGCUCAUUUUUAAUGAUCACCACCGAGUUGCCCAUUACUCUCAAUUUUCUCUUAACUGGAUACGUUCUACCAUCACGACCUGCCUUUUGUCUAUUUUGGAUAUUCUAUAAUUUUUCCUUACAAUCAUGUAAUUUAAUGUUAAUGGCUUGGACAUCGAUAGAGCGACAUUUAUUGAUAUUUCAUCAACAUCUGAUGCAGACAAAAUGGGGAAAAAUUAAAUAUCAUUAUUUGCCGUUAAUCGUUUGUGUUACAUAUAUUCCUAUAUUUUAUUUGUACUUUGUGAUAUUUUACCCAAACUGCACAAACUCAUUUGAUUAUCAUUCUCUCGUUUGUGGUGGACCAUGCUACAAUUACGUACCGACAAUAGCAACUGUCGAUUGGGGAAUCAACAUUCUUUUUCCAUCAGUACUCACACCCGUGUUUAGUCUGGGACUACUCCUGCGAGUCCUAUAUCAACAAAAAAAAGUUCGAAGAACAUUUCAAUGGCGAAACAAUCGAAAAAUGGUUAUACAACUGUUGGCAAUUGCUUCACUCUAUUCUUUGUUCUGGAUACCGUUAGCCAUUUUAUCCAUUAUUCGAACAUUUUAUAUACCAACAUUUGCGGAUGUGGUUACAACAUAUUAUUUCUAUUAUACACCCUAUUUAGUACAAAUGUUAUUACCAUUUGUUUGUUUGGCUUGUUUGCCUCAACUAAUAAGAAAAUGUUCAUGGAACAGAAAUAAGAGAAUUAGACCGGUACCAAUCGAUACGGCAGCUCUACCUACCAUGGCACAAGGGAUGAAAGACUUUUAA
Messenger RNA from Didymodactylos carnosus, 993 nucleotides. Lineage: Eukaryota; Metazoa; Rotifera; Eurotatoria; Philodinida; Philodinidae. The record is from the annotation of a GenBank genome assembly.